Penicillium psychrosexuale is the source of this 384-nucleotide messenger RNA. RefSeq lists its product as uncharacterized. The coding region runs from base 1 to 384 and encodes 127 amino acids. Lineage: Eukaryota; Fungi; Ascomycota; Eurotiomycetes; Eurotiales; Aspergillaceae. The transcript has 2 exons. The record is from RefSeq and is a predicted model, not a curated record.
AUGUUUAGUAGUUCCGCUAGCAAGGAUGUGUGUUUCGGAGUUGGCCCCAAGGAACGACAUGAACGAUCCGGAGAGGAGUUGGGAGUCCGCAUUGAUCGUAUUUGGUUACCCAUUCAGGACCCAUCCGUGCCAAAUCUUCGCCCGUUAAGCACCUCGUGUCUUCACAAAUCCAGUAUUGCAUCUGGUGUGAUCUUUAAAAGAGGAAAUUCGAUUGGGUGGACCGCUGGCCCUCCCAUCCGCACAAUUUGCCCCUCCAUUCAGCCUUCGCGAGCAGACGCCCAAGAGCGAAUAAUCCUCGCGCGAGCCGCCAUCCUCUCCGAGGGUACCGCCGACGUCUUCAAGCGGCACCCGAUCGCUCCAAUGAAAACCCCAGCACAUCAAUGA